Messenger RNA from Eubalaena glacialis (North Atlantic right whale), 805 nucleotides. RefSeq names its product RAB5 interacting factor (gene RAB5IF). Bases 248 to 637 code for a protein of 129 amino acids. The transcript is spliced from 4 exons. Gene Ontology annotation, biological process: mitochondrial respirasome assembly. NCBI's taxonomy places the organism in Eukaryota, Metazoa, Chordata, Mammalia, Artiodactyla, Balaenidae. The record is from RefSeq and is a predicted model, not a curated record.
CGUUUUUCCGCCCUCCGCGCUCCUGGUCUCGGCCGAGCUAGCACAGCCGGGGUGUUUGGCAAAGCGGAGGCAGCCGCAGGCGCGCCGCCGAAGCGAUCCGCUGAGCCUGUUGCCGCCGCCGCCGCCGCCGCCGCCACCGCCACCGCCACCGCCACGCCCCGUGCGCCGUGACCCGCGACCCCAGACCCCGACCUCUUUUAGAUCGGCCCGCGCGCCCCAGGCCCGGCCCGGGCGGCGCGACGGGAGGAUGAGCGGCGGGCGGCGGAAGGAGGAGCCGCCUCAGCCGCAGCUGGCUAACGGGGCCCUCAAAGUCUCCGUCUGGAGCAAGGUGCUGCGGAGCGACGCGGCCUGGGAGGACAAGGAUGAAUUUUUAGAUGUGAUCUACUGGUUCCGACAGAUCAUUGCUGUGGUCCUAGGUGUCAUUUGGGGAGUGUUACCAUUGCGAGGUUUCUUGGGAAUAGCAGGAUUCUGCCUGAUCAAUGCAGGUGUCCUGUACCUCUACUUCAGCAACUACCUACAGAUAGAUGAGGAAGAGUAUGGCGGCACGUGGGAGCUCACAAAGGAAGGGUUUAUGACAUCGUUUGCCUUGUUCAUGGUCAUUUGGAUCAUCUUUUACACUGCCAUCCACUAUGACUGACGGUGCACAGUCCCCACCUGCUCCCUGUCCGGUCCAAAGGACCCUCUUAGUUACACCACAGAAACACGAUUGUUGGGGGGCACCCCAGCCACGCGGAACCUGGAAGACCUGUGUUUCCUGGACCGAGAAUCAGUGUGUUGGGCGUCAGUGUUUUCUGCAAGGGUUGUG